UCCUUGCAGAGGAACAAUAUUUUUUCUUUUGCUCGUUCUCAUGAAUUUCCCUUCCGUCAUAUGUUAUUACAGAGCGUCUAAAUGCAAUAAUGCUUCAACUUACACAGAUCAGAGCGCACCUCAAAAUUCAGGGUUCAACACGUCUUCCCAUGGGCAAUUUCCCAGUAAAGUCUACGGCCUUUUCCAGUGUAUUGGGAAUCUAUCAGCAACGGCAUGCUCAAAUUGCUCGAGGCAAGCAAAUGACAGUAUUAAAGAACUCUGCGCCAACGACAUAGGUGGGCGAGUGUGGAUGGAUGGUUGCUUCUUGCGCUAUGAAAACUACAAUUUCACUACAAUAUUAGAUACCAACUGGUCUGGCCUAGCGAACGUGAAUGAUGUCACAAUCAAUAAGCAACGUUUCGUGUCCACGACCUCAAGUCUUCUGUCCAAUUUGUCUGAUAAAGCUUACAUCCCUGCAAAUAAGUAUCUCGCAGUUGGAUCGGCUAAAUACUCAACUUCGAAUAAGACAUAUGGUUUAGUUCAGUGCUGGAGAGAUUUAUCCAUCAAGGAUUGCAGAUCCUGUUUGGUUCAAGCAAGGAAGGUAUGGCAGCAGUGCUGUUCUUCAAAGCAAGGAGUUCAAAUUAUGUCGGGAAGCUGCACAGUGAGAUAUGAGUUAUACCGAUUUUAUGACUCCGCUGAUGGAUCACGCUCAUUGUCACCCUCACCCUCCCCCGAUCGAGGCUUCAUCACCACCUCCCACAACUUCAACAAUACCCCAAACAGGCCCUCCGCCGGUAGCCCACGGUCCUGCUAAGGCAAUUUUCCAGGCGAAAUAAAGUAGUAUCUCUGCCCACUUAAUUAAUUUGAAUCUUUCCUCAAUUUUUCUCUUGAAUAUGUUUGUUAGAUAGAUAGGGUUAUCUUGGGUAGAUACUUUUAAGGAUUCGACGUCUCAAUUUCAUUAGAUAACGAUAAAUAUGUGCUCUACAGAGAAAUCCUCAAAAACAUUACCCAUUAUAAUGGGGCUUGUG
Cryptomeria japonica (Japanese cedar) is the source of this 1007-nucleotide messenger RNA. Its product is annotated as cysteine-rich repeat secretory protein 55-like. The transcript has a single exon. NCBI's taxonomy places the organism in Eukaryota, Viridiplantae, Streptophyta, Pinopsida, Cupressales, Cupressaceae. The record is from RefSeq and is a predicted model, not a curated record. The coding region runs from base 41 to 793 and encodes 250 amino acids.